AUGAACCCUGCUGGCCCUUCGUGGCCGAGACUCCGAGUCCUGUUGGCGCUGACGGGGGUGCUGUUGUCGCCGUGGCGGCUGUGGGCUGUCGAAGGUAAUCAGGAGUGCACCUGGCAGGUUGUCCUGAACAAGUUCGAUACGAUAGGCAAGAACCAUGGGAGUGACCGCUUCUUUGAGCAAGAGCCCCUGGACACAGUGGACAGUUUGUUUGGCGUUCUGGUGGACGCGCCUAUCCACCAGAAGGAGAAAUACCUGGGCUUCCCCUACUACCUGAAGAUCAACUACUCCUGCAAAGGAGAGUCCUCCGAGGCUCUGGUGCGCAAGGGCCACCUGACGGGGCUGAAGCCUGUGGUGCUGGUCAUCUUCCAGUCCCCGGUUAACUUCAAUCGCUGGAAGUUAGAACAGCUGCAGAUCCAGAUGGAGGCAGCCCCCUUCCGCAGCAAAGCAGAGCAGUGCAGUGCAGAGGAGGUGUGUGUCAUGAGCUGGUACACACCCAUGCCCGUCAAGAACGGCAGUGUGGUCAUGCAUGUGGAUGUCAGCAGCAAUGGCCUCGGACCCUUCAUCCCCAAUAAAAGGUAUCAGGUGAACAUCAAUGGCUUUCUGAAGAGACAACAUGACAACAGACUCCAGUUCACCGUGGGAAAUGAGAUCUUCAAUCUGAUACCCCGGUACUUUGUGAAUGUCCCAUCGAGGCCCCUGUGGUACACUGUGGACCAGACACCGGUGCUCAUCCUGGGUGGAAUUCCUGAGGAGAAGUCAGUUCUGCUGACUGACACCAGCUUUUCGGACUUUUUUCUUGUGGAGUUGAGCAUUGACAGUUGCUGGGUAGGCUCCUUCUACUGCCCCCAAGGUAACUUCACCGCCACCAUCUACGAUGCCAUUGCCACAGAGAGCACCCUCUUCAUUCGGCAGAACCAGCUGGUCUACUAUUUUACGGGCAACUAUACCAUACUCCACGAGAGUGACCAUGGCAGCGGGAGCUGGGUUCGUGUACUGCCCAACGAGUGCAUCAAGAAGCUGUGCCCCGUGCAUUUUCAUGGAAAUGGCUCCGAGUACAUCAUGGCCCUCACCAUUGGGAAGCAUGAAGGUUAUGUCCACUUCGGGACUAUUUCAGAUGGCCUUGUUACCUUCCAGAGGCUGCCCAGGCAGCAGUCAGUGUGCGAAAGGAUACAAGUUGCCAACUGCUCCAUAACCUGGGCCGUGUACACUGAGGGUAACUACAAUCUGCUGCUGCUUGUUGAGGUUGAAGACACUGCUGCCAAGAAGUAUUUCCAGAUGGUCCACUACAACCUGGUCAGUGAUUACCUGUCCAUCCUCUACACCAUCCCGGAAUUCAUUCCUGAAGCUCGAGGCCUGGAGUUCCUGAUGAUCCUCGGGACAGAGUCAUACACUAACUUCCCGAUGGUGCCCAAGGGCAUGUCCUACAACUCAUUUAACAACAUACUGUUCAUCUGGGGUAACUUCCUCCUGCAGAGUUAUGACAAUGAAAACUUCAUUUACCUGGCGGACUUCCCCAAGGAGCUGUCCAUCAAGUACAUGGUCAACUCAUUCCAUGGAGAAAUAGCUAUUGUCACAGAGAACGAGGAGAUCUGGUACCUCCUGGAGGGCAGCUAUCAUGUGUACAAGUUGUUCCCAUCCAUGGGCUGGGAUGUGCACGUCAGCCUCCAGGUGAUGCAGCAGUCCUUUCUCUAUGCUUCCAACGAGACCAUGGUCACCCUCUUCUAUGAAGACAACCAUCUGUACCAGGUGCCACUGGUGUACCUUGUAAACAACCAGCAGGGCCAACUCAUCAAGAGGCUUGUGCCUGUGGAGCAACUUCUGAUGUACCAGCAACUCAAUAGCCACUCAUCCUUGCAGCAUCAAAGCGCUAAGCCGAAGCUCUCCUUCACCAACCUCUGCCCCUUCACCGUGAUGCGCCUGCGGGACCUGCCCGACCAGAAGAUCUUCACGCGCCGGGAGCGCUACCGGGCGCAGCCGCCGCGGGUGCUGGAGCCCUCGGGCUUCCACACCGAGAACUCUCUCGCCAUCUAUCAGGGCCUCGUCUACUACCUGCUCUGGCUGCACUCCAAGUACGACAAGCCUUAUGCCGACCCGGUGCACGACUCCACCUGGCGUUGGUGGAAGAACAAGAAACAGGACCAGGACUACUACGACUACCUGGCGAGCAACAGGAAGAGCGCGGGUAACGUGCAUAUUGACAUGGCCAACUACAAAAAGAUCUACGACGUCAAGGCCGAGUACCAGCUGCCGGAGCGCAUCUUCCUGGAUAAGGGCACCAACUACAGCUUCUCUAUCUUCCUGACCGCCCGGGGCCCCUCGUUCAAGUCUGAGCUGGAGCCAGGCAACAUCUUCCAUCUGCUGAGCCAGCUGGACCUGGGCGUGGUGCUGGCCGACCCCAGCUGCAUUGAGGCGGUGGUGAAGCAGAAGGUCCUUAUUAACCGCAACUCGGUGUAUUUCUCGGUUAUGCUCGGUGAUAAAAGGGUUUGCUUUGACCAGGGCAUUAGUGGCCAUCACUUCUUGAAGACGUCCAUACUGGUCAAGGUGGUGGGGUCAGCUGGGUACUGCUUCCAGAACACGAUCCAGGGGCUUCGCAUGCAAGGGAACUUGGUGGUGCCAGUGCUUAUAGGCUGUCCACCCGGAAAGCGCCUGGCCUUUGACAUCACCUACACCCUGCAAUACAGCCGCAUACAGAACAGUCACUAUUUUGACUGCGUUCACAUAGACCCUGAGAUGCCCUGCUUUCUCUUCCGUGACAACUUCCACCCCUUCUUCUUGAUCCAAGAUUUGGUGACUGGAGAGUCUGGCAGUUUUCAGGGCAGCUAUGUACUGAAGGUGGUGGGCGGCGGGCCCACCAUGGACACCAUCAGGGAAUACAGUGAAGAGGAGAUUUACCGCUUCAACAGCCCUCUGGACAACACCUACAGCCUCAUCUGGACCACCAAUAACUCAACAAUCACCGGCGACUUGGCUUUCAACAUCAUGUCCCACAGUACGAGCAUCGAGUGGCUGUGUCUGGAGAACUCUCCAUGCCAUGAUACCAUUCCCGAUAGCAUCUUUGCCCCCGAAUUCUUCUUCAAGGUGUUGGUGAGCAAUAGAGGUGUGGACAAGAGCACAUACUGUGACUACCAGCUCAUCUUUCUGCUGCAUCUACACGGGCUUCCACUCAAUGCCAAACGAGCCCUCUUCAUCCUCAUGGUGUCAACCAGUGUGUUUUUUGGCCUGGUGAUCUUCUACAUCAUCUGCUGCCUCUUGCUGCCCCUUAUGUUGAAGAUUUGCAACACCCUCCGCUGGAAAAUCAACAACAUCAUCACAUCAGAUUCCUACUAUACCUACAGCUCCUCUUCUAUAGGCUUCCACAGGACAGCUAGUGUUGGCUCCAAAGCCGGCUCCAAGGUGUCAGUGAAUAAGGCUGAACCUGAGCAAGCUGUGAAGAAGUCACUGACCUAG
Molecule: messenger RNA, 3447 nt
Organism: Pipistrellus nathusii (Nathusius's pipistrelle)
Lineage: Eukaryota; Metazoa; Chordata; Mammalia; Chiroptera; Vespertilionidae
Source: the annotation of a GenBank genome assembly